Colius striatus (speckled mousebird) is the source of this 2272-nucleotide messenger RNA. It is a transcript of the gene PIGZ, whose product is annotated as phosphatidylinositol glycan anchor biosynthesis class Z. The record is from RefSeq and is a predicted model, not a curated record. Gene Ontology annotation, cellular component: endoplasmic reticulum membrane. NCBI's taxonomy places the organism in Eukaryota, Metazoa, Chordata, Aves, Coliiformes, Coliidae. Gene Ontology annotation, biological process: GPI anchor biosynthetic process. Gene Ontology annotation, molecular function: alpha-1,2-mannosyltransferase activity. Bases 4 to 1674 code for a protein of 556 amino acids. The transcript has 2 exons.
GGGAUGGGGGCCCGCGGGCUGUGGGCGCUGCUGGCCGCGCUGCGGGCCGCCUGGUGCCUGCUGCCGCAGGCCGGCUACCUGCACCCCGACGAGUUCUUCCAGUCGCCCGAGGUGAUGGCAGGAGAUAUUUUAAACCUACAGGUGUAUUAUCCUUGGGAGUUCCUUUCCAGCUCUCCUUGCAGAACAGUUGUUUUCCCAUUAAUGACAUCUGGAGUUACCUACUGGGUGAUCAAGUCUUUGCAGCAGCUGGACAUAUGUUCAAGUUGCAUCAACAGCUACACCCUUCUUGUAUCGCCUCGCCUUCUCUUUACGAUCUUUUCUUUCGUACUCGACUAUAGUGUGUAUCGGUUAGCGCCUUUCUGGGAAGCAGAUCCCUGGAAAGCUCUGGUACUUCUUGCUGGAUCGUUUGUCACUCUUGUAUUUUAUACAAGAACGUUUACCAACACGCUUGAGGGACUUUUCUUUGCUCUUCUGAUGGUAUUGGUUUCCUCAAGGAAGUCUGAUGGCACUUUAGUGGCGCCUACAAGCAGUCCUCUCAUUGGUAUCGUAACGACUGCUGGGUUUUUCAACAGGCCAACCUUUCUGGCAUUUGCUUUAAUGCCCCUGCUUUACUGGGCAGGUUUAAUUAUUGAUUCUCAAAAGAGCGUGAGAAGUGUCAUAAACCACUUUUUGAAGCUUGUCCUAUGUGCAUGUUUUACUGCCACUGUUUUCGUAACAGCUGACACCUUCUAUUUUACUUCUAUGGGCUUAGACCACCUGUACAGCAUUAAAAAGAGCAGCUUAUCUGAUGUCAUAGGUCAAUUAAAUGAGAAAAUGAUAGUAACCCCUUUCAAUUUUCUCAGCUAUAAUCUUAAUCCUCAUAACCUUGCACUGCAUGGAAGUCACCCGCGAGUCACACAUUUUACAGUCAAUGGAAUAAUGCUCUUUGGGAUUUUACAUAUUCUAGCCAUUGAUGCUGGUUUUAAAAUGCUGAAGAAAUACAUCCAUCAGUUACUAUGGGUCAGAUCACAUGACUGUGGCUCUCCUGGGCUAGUAGUGCAUUCCAAGGGCAGUCCAACAUUGCUUCUGUUUUAUUUUGUUCCUUUGGCAUUUCUCUCCCUCUUCAGUCACCAAGAACCUCGGUUUCUCAUUCCACUCAUCUUGCCAUUAGUCUUGUUCAGCACGUCACAGAACAGAGCUAUGAAGUGGAAACAUGUCAUUAUAAUUUUCAAUAUUCUUGGGGCUUUGCUGUUUGGGUGCUUACACCAGGGAGGGCUCAUACCAUGUUUGUUUCAUUUGGAGCAACUCAUGCACUCUCCAGAGUCCUCAAACCCUCCAAAACAUUAUACUUUACUCUUUGCUCACACCUACAUGCCUCCUCGGUCUCUGCUUAAUAUUGGGAAGACAGACACACAUGUAGAAGUCAUUGACAUGGCUGGAUCUGAAGAAGAAACCCUCUGCCAAACCGUAGAGCAGGGAGCAAAGAAUUUUACCUGUGCUGACUGUCAUGUUUUUGUUAUAAUCCCUGGUACAGUCAGAGCCACAAUUGCAAAAUGUGGUGUCUCAUUCAAGAAUGAGACUAUGAUAUUUCCACACUUAUCGAUGGAAGACCCACCACAAAUACCCUUCCUGUUCAGUGGAAACUGGAGAAGUCAGUUAGGACUAUACAUCCUUCAGCUGGAUGGAGAUGGGUAGAGCCUUUAGAUUUUAGGAAAUAAAUGUCAUCAUUUUUCACUUCCCUUGGGCACUGCCCAAAGGUGCUGUAAGACCUUCCUCUUCACAGACCUACCUUCAGCACUAGCAGUGGCACUGGGAGCUCCUGAGUCUCUUCAUUCCCUUUCUUCCUGCUCUUUCACUCACCAGUAUAGCCAGUUCUAGAUAGAGCCUGCUUAAAUUUUUUCUGACUUAUCCCCUGUGUUGUUCACAUGAAAUUGUGUGUUUUUACUGAUGAGAGAGGAUGAAAUCAGAGCCCACCAAAGCUGUGAUUCAAGCAUAGCUCUUUCCAUGGGAGAUUCAUUUUUUCAAGUUCUUAGAAUCUCUGACAAGGUUUGUUGCUUGUGUGGGUUUUACUGAUGAUAGACAUUAACUCGGCUGCUGGAGAGAGGUUAUGGGACUCCACAAAGCCUGCUCUAGCGUAAUAAGGUUUUAUUUUUAUGCUCUUCAAAAUCCCAAGCCUUGUCUCAGUCAUUAGAGCUGAUUGCUGUCAGGGUAUAGGCACCACCACUGGAAUACUGUCUUGGGUCAUUCUGUCUUGAAAAAUCCCCAGUGCUGAUCUGACAGAAUCUGACUUAGA